GGGUGUACACUCGGUGUGAAGUCUUACAGCAAUAGAACAAGAGCAACAUGGGUCACGCUGUCGUUUUGACUGGUAGUAAUGUAAACUCGUAAAUGAGGGCACCACACACCACUUUAACACGUAUUAACAUAGGUCAAGGUUAGUCGUUUAAGUGGCAGUUAAGUGGCACCCCUUGCUAAUGGUACAUUCCACACGUUAGCGUCCCAAACAAAAUGGUACACGAGCUCCAACUGCAGAUAGUGAGGUGCGUCGCUCGCGCCGAAAGUGAAACCGAAGCACGGUGACGCUGUGGUCGACACUAAUCUGUGGGCAAGCUCCAGUAACUCGCAGCGUCAGUGUCCCUCAGGCAUGGCACGGCAAAUAUCAGCUCUACUUUCAAAUGUCAGAGCCCUCCGCUGCUCCACCGGCCCUCUGUCCCGUGCUCACGCAGACUUCCAGGGGGCCGGUGUCAAGUUCCAACACACUGUGGCUCCUGGAAGCCCCCGGCCGGGCGGGCAGCCAGCAACAGGUCCGCCCCGCGGCCAUGUUAACGCUGCCCCCCGCCGAGCGGAGACGUUUUCAACAACAACAACAACAACAACAACAGCAGCAGCAGCAGCAGCUGCAGCAGCAGCGCUCGGGAGGUCCAGCCCCGGGAACGGUCCCUCCUCGCCCCGGGGGAGGCGAGGCUGGCUGGGCAAGCUUGCCCUCGGUGCAGCCGUUGGAGUGAGCGCAGUCGCGCUGGUCCUGGCUCUCCGCACCCGAGGAACUCUGGCCGCCAUGCCCCGCAAAGUUAACCUGAACUCCGCGGAGGGAAAUUGGAAGGAGAUCAAGGACGUCCUGCUGUCUCUGUCGGUGACGGACAGGCGUCAGUACUACAGGAUGUCUGACUUUGUGCCACUGGACGACAUCCCGGUGUGGACUCCCACUGCAGGUGGGUCUGAGCAAAGCCGCUAUAAAAGGAAUGAAAAUUUGGACAAGAAGAUUUCCCUCUACACUGGUGACAUCACCAAGCUGGAGAUUGAUGCUAUUGUUAAUGCAGCCAACAAGACUCUGCUCGGCGGAGGUGGAGUGGACGGAGCGAUCCACCGUGCUGCAGGUCCACUGCUCAAAAAACAGUGUGCUUCCCUCCACGGCUGUGAGACUGGAGAGGCCAAGAUCACCUGUGGCUACAGCCUGCCGGCAAAGUAUGUGAUCCACACUGUGGGGCCGAUUGCUCAAGGAGGAGUUGGCGAGGAGCAGAGGAAAGCUCUGAGGUCGUGCUACAAGAACAGCCUGCAAUCAGCCACUGAAAACGCCGCACGCUCCGUGGCCUUCCCUUGCAUCUCCACUGGAAUCUACGGAUAUCCACCUGAACAGGCUGUGCACGAGGCGUUAGCAACUGUGAGGGAGUAUCUGGACACACAUCAUGACAAGCUGGACAGAGUCAUCUUCUGUGUGUUCUUGCCGACGGAUAAGGAGCUGUAUCUGCAGAACCUCCCGCUCUACUUCCCAGCUGCCUGACCACUGACAGCAGUGUACUGUUCAGCUCCCACAGAAGCCACUGUCAAGAGUAAACUCUGAGAGAGGAUCUGUCAGAUGUUGUUGCUGUGGAUACAUACUGUACUGCAACACACAACAACCAGAUUCCUUCUCCCCAAUGAUGACGCAUACCAAGACCUUCUUCAGCUGGAGGAUGACUGCUAUAUGAAUGAUUGCUUCUUUUUGAAGGUUAAUGUCGCUCAGCUUUGAAGUGCAUACCGGCCCCUCGGCAGAUGUUCAUUAGAGCACUUUUUUUCCGUUUCUUCUCACUAAUAUGUGUGAGGUGUCAAAAUGAAAUGUAUGGAGCGAUGCUGAUAAUUCUGGUGAAACAUGGACUGCGUACCUUAAGCUGCGCCCUAACUCGACCAUUUGUCAGUGAUCGUCGGUGCUUGCCUUGCAUCACGUUAACAACCGGAGCUAUGUGCCGUGUGUGCUGUUUGAAUAUGGGGAUUUCACCGUGUGUGCAUGUGACAAAAGCUUAUUAAAAUGAAUCGCACAGGC
Molecule: messenger RNA, 2001 nt
Organism: Scophthalmus maximus (turbot)
Lineage: Eukaryota; Metazoa; Chordata; Actinopteri; Pleuronectiformes; Scophthalmidae
Gene: macrod1
Product: mono-ADP ribosylhydrolase 1
Exons: 11
Coding region: 349-1482 (377 amino acids)
Biological process (GO): DNA damage response; peptidyl-glutamate ADP-deribosylation; purine nucleoside metabolic process
Cellular component (GO): nucleoplasm
Molecular function (GO): ADP-ribosylglutamate-[protein] hydrolase activity
Source: RefSeq, a predicted model, not a curated record